CGCGACGCGUCGAGUUGUUCGGCUCGCUUUCUUUUUUAAGUAAAAGCUCGGACACAACUUAAAACAAGUGGUCGAAUAAGAAACUUUUUUUAAAGCGAGGUUUGUUUAGUGUUUCGAAUUUUUAGGCCAAAAAAAAAACAACACACAAAAAACUGUUAUCUAUCCACUUAUCAGCUUAGUAGAUAAACAAGUACUAAGGCCAUGACUUUUGUUCCGUGGAGAAGGCGCGCGCACACAACAGUCAGCAGGCUUUACUUGUAGGAGCGGAGCUGCUUGCUGAUUGGCGGAGACCAGCAUCGUCUUUGUGGAUAUCAGUAUGAUAAUAAGAGAUUAGACGCCGGCAGUAUCCGAAAUCCUCGCACGUCUGCCAGAGGUAUCGUUCUCUUCAUUUUAUUCCUUGCUUCUUACCAGACAUCGGUGGACUGUAAGAAUUUGCAAGCUAAAGACACCAACAUGACUAUAAGAAACGUGCGAGAUCAUGGCCAGCGUUACAGACCGCGGAUGGCUUGUCUGAAAAAGAUGGAAGCUUUGGUGUUGGAAAUGCAGGACUCUAAAACCGGGGUAAAGUCUCAGACCCAGAGACUUGUCAUCACCACCAUCCCUCAUGCCAUCACAGGAGAAGAUAUUGUUGAAUGGAUUUCUAAUCGUUUCAAGGUAGAUGUUGUUGCGGCACGAGCCUUGGGCACAAUGAUGGUGGCCUUUGGAUAUAUUUACCCAUUGCAGGAUCACAAGAGACUCAUCAUCAAGUCAGAUGCAUUACUCUAUCGCUUUCAGACACCAUAUUUCUGGCCUGCACAGCAGUGGCCAGUGGAGGACACUGAUUACGCAAUAUACCUGGCAAAGAGAAAUAUACGUAAAAAGGGGAUGUUAGAGCUGCAUGAACAGGAGCAGUACAAUUAUCUACAUAAAUGGAUGAACCACAAGUGGGACUUCAUAGUAAUGCAGGCCAAAGAACAGUACAGGGCAGGGAAAGAAAGAAAGAAACCAGAUCGAGUGGUUUUUGACUGCCAGGAGAGAGCCUACUGGGUAGUACACAGACCACCGCCAGGAACAGUUAGUGGGAUGGACUAUGGACUGGAAAGAGUUGUAGAUCCCAAUCAGGAGGAGAAAAAAACAUCUGACUUCUACAGAAGAAUAAUCAUCUUCACUCAACAGUGCAUCAUGAGGCCAAGAGUGAAGUCAUCUGUGUCUAUUGGGGCCCUUGUCAAGUACACAACAACGUACAAACAGCAUGACCCCUUCCUUUAUCCAUGCCUUCCAAGCAACCCAUGGUUAACAGAUGAUGUCACAUACUGGGACCUUAAUAUGCCGAAUGUUGAAAAUCCUACAAAAAUGAGAGUGGAGCGCUGGACUUUCAGCUUUGGUGAACUGCUUUGUGAUCCACGUGGACGGGCAGAUUUCCGUCUUUUUCUGAAAAAGGAGUUCAGUGGUGAGAAUCUUGCAUUUUGGGAGGCAUGUGAAGAUCUGAAAUGGGGGGCUGCAGCUACAAUGCAAGAGAAAGCUCAGCAGAUCUACAAGACUUUCCUGGCUCGUGGAGCACCUCGUUGGAUCAACAUUGAUGGAAAGACCAUGGAGAUCACUGUGAGGGGUCUGUCUCACCCACAUCGCUAUGUCCUGGAUGCUGCCCAGACUCACAUCUACAUGCUCAUGAAGAAGGAUUCUUAUGGGCGAUAUCUGAAGUCCUCUGUAUUUAAGGACACCCAGAAAAAGGCUGUUGUUCCUGAGCCGCACAGAUUCAGUGAUGCUCAGCUGGAGCAGAACGCCAAGAAGCGAAGGCCCAGCCUGAGUCCCAUCAUCCUGAGGCAGCAGGAGGAGGCGCAAAAAGCCAAGCUGGCUGCCAGUGGCCCUGUAGACAUCACACAGGUUAUGAGCAAACUGGCUCAGAAAAAAAUGAGCAAGUAGAAUGAAUAUAGCCACAGUAUAUUUUAACAAACUGUCGUCAUAGAUAAAUGAACAUACCUUUUGCUAUGACUGCUUUACUAUAUAUACUAGUUUUAAGCACUUUACUCUGUAAAUCUUUAAACUGUAGACUAGUAGAUUUGUAAUAAAUAUAUGUUCAGUAGAUUGCUCUAUUAGGUAAGGAAUAUGAUUAUUUGGUAAGAUUCUAAUUUCUCACUUGUAACUAGGUACUGUUCCUAUUAGAUUCACUGUAGCUAUUAUAUAACAUGCUUUAAGUUGAAUAACUAAACAAUAAGCUGAGGCUUUAAAGGGUUAAGUUAAGGCUUAGUAUAUUGUAUGUGUUUGUUCUGUAGCCCAUAUUUUUUCACUGUCAUGAGAACAUCUGUGUUAUGUCAGAUUCUGUCCUUUUGUGUUCAAACAUUAUCACUUGCAAAUAGUUCCAUUUGCAUAAAAUCACUCUGUCCAUUUCUGUGUUCUUUACCAUCCAUGUAAUAAAGUUAUACAUAUUUUCCCAAA
Messenger RNA from Ictalurus punctatus (channel catfish), 2415 nucleotides. RefSeq names its product regulator of G-protein signaling 9. Gene Ontology annotation, biological process: G protein-coupled receptor signaling pathway; intracellular signal transduction; regulation of G protein-coupled receptor signaling pathway. The transcript has 19 exons. The coding region runs from base 454 to 1902 and encodes 482 amino acids. NCBI's taxonomy places the organism in Eukaryota, Metazoa, Chordata, Actinopteri, Siluriformes, Ictaluridae. The record is from RefSeq and is a predicted model, not a curated record.